This is a messenger RNA of Adineta ricciae, 2355 nucleotides long. NCBI's taxonomy places the organism in Eukaryota, Metazoa, Rotifera, Eurotatoria, Adinetida, Adinetidae. The record is from the annotation of a GenBank genome assembly.
AUGAAAAUGAAACAUAUUCUAUGGAUUGCAUUUUUAAUCGUUACUCAAAUUCAAAAUUCAGAUGGCGGAUGUCCACGAGCAACAUUUGAGUUUUCUAAUUACACUAAGAAAGCAACGUAUAACUUUAUCGACUCAUCUGUAGGAAAUAUUGGCUCAUUAGAAACAUGUCCAUAUACGGGCCGUCCAUAUGUUUAUCUUCCAUGUUAUCCGAAUUCCACGUGGGGUAAUGAACCAUAUUUUAGUCGUUGUUCGAAACCACUGGACAAGGAAGAGCAGAGCACGCCCUCGAUGAUUUUCUCAUCAAUAUUACCGAUUGAUAAUCCAUAUUCAAGUAUGUCCAUUGAUGAAAUCUCAAAAUUAUCUAUGGAGAGUUCAAACGAUGUUUCGAAUGUAUUAUCAUAUUUAAAUCGAGAUACUAUAACAUUUCAAACAUCAGCCGAUGUCGCUUCGGUUGUCAACAUCAUUGAUCACGUAACAACAGUGGAACAAAAUACAACAGAUGAGGCCCAUUCGGAAGUUUACUCGGUUGCGAAUAAAAUUUUGUCGUCGAAAUCGAUCGAACAAGCUCAAAAAACGAAUCGAAGUGUCGUGAAAUUGCUAUCCUCAUUAGAAGCAUUCACUCAAAAUCUGAAGUCAAACCAAUUCGACGCAACUUAUGUGCAAGAGAACCUCGCUGUUUCGAUUGUCAACAUGCCAAAUAAUCGUACGAAGCCAAUAAUUGGUUUUGAAUUCGAUUCUCAAACCAAUCGAAUGUCACCGAUUGAUUCAGCUGAUACAAAACUGAAUUCUACCACGAUAAUUCUUGAUUCACAAACAGUGUCUCAACAGAAUCGUUUGGCAUUCUCUGUUUUCAAUCCACAAAAUGGUUUAUUCGAUGAUCAAACCUAUCAUGUCUUAACACGAGUGAUUUCGUUAACGAUUGACAAACCUGAAUUGAUUAAAUCUUCAACGAAUUUCGUGAAGAUGAAUUUUCACAUCGAACAUGGUGAUCUAAUAAAAACCAAUGGAAAUUUAACGUGUGCUUAUUGGCAUAUAUUUGAUAAUAACAUGACAGCACAAUGGUCAACAACUGGUUGUCGUUUAAUUGACAUUCAGAAUCAUAAUGUCAUAUGCGAAUGCAAUCAUUUAACUCACUUUGCAGUUCUAUUAGAUAUUCAACAAACACCAGCAUCGAAAGAAGUUGAGCAAUUACUUUUGGUCAUCACAUUAGGCGGUUUACUCUUAUCAUCCGUUGGUUUAUGUCUAACUAUUUUAACAUUUGUUCUUUUUAAGAAACUGCGUCGCCAUUUUAGUCAAAAAUCUCUCCUUCUCUUAUCGAUCAAUCUUCUGCUGGUUAACAUCUUAUUCUCGAUAACAAUAUUACGUCAAUUAGAAGAUCUCUUGUGCAUCAUCAUCGCCAGUUUGUUGCAUUAUUUUGUGUUGUCAUCGUUCAGUUGGAUGUUUAUUUUGGCUUUGAUUCAAUAUCUUCUAUUUGUGAAAGUUUUUCCACGUUCGAUAUCAGCAUUCACAAGAAAAGCAGCAGUUUUCGCUCAAUUUGUCCCAGCGAUUCCUGUCAUGGUUGUAUUAUCGCUCGAUCCAUGGAAUUAUCAUAGACGAGAAGAUAAUGUCUGUUGGUUAUCGUAUAUGCCACUCCGUUUAUCGUUCAUUUUACCAGUGGGGUUGUACAUUUUUAUUAAUAGUAUCUUAUUUUGUAUCGUAGCCCGUUCGCUUCUUUGCGGUAAAACAGGCCAACAGUUACGCAGUACACAAGUAGCUGAAUCGCAACGUUUAUCGAGAUUCUUUAUUGCUUUAAGUUGCUUCGUUGUUCUUGGUCUGACAUGGAUUUUCGGCUUUUUUGUUAUCGGCCCAGUUCGAUUACUAUUUCAAAUUCUCUUUUGUACAUUUGCAACAUUAACAGGCUUCCUUAUCUUUAUUCUUUAUAUUGUCACAUCAAAAGCAAAACGAACUUGUUGGAGUAACGCUUUAAAAUCAGCUGGUAUUCCAUCAAUCUAUUCGCCAACUUUAUCAACAUCAUCUGCUUUAGCUGCUAAUAAAGAAUUUUCCACUUCAUCGACAACGGAUCAAACAAAAGUACCAUCCCGUCUUCUUCAAUUCUCGUCUCAACCUCAGCACUUCAUCGAUGCUUACAUGCCAUCGUCACCACCAGCACCCGCACCACCUUUACCAUUGCCACCACCGUUUCUAAUCGAAGGUGAUGAUCCAUUGAACGCAACAACGCUAGCUAGUAGUUUCUACGAACCCAAUCACAUUUGGAUACCACAAGCGAAUUAUAAUCGAGAAAUCAAUCAGCCAACAACGUUAUUGGAUGAUUAUUCACUUUUCUAUGCCUCAAAUCACGAUGCUACAAAACUUUAA